GGAAAAUAUUUUCCCAAUUGAAAAUAUCAGCAGACCGCAAGUGCAGCGCAAAACAGUCGACGUUUAGCUUUCGUGAAGAAAGAUUCAAUUUAAUUUUCGAGCGGGCGUAAAAAUACGGGUACUAAGAUUCAAUUUUACGAGAAAAUAAUUAACUUUUCUAAAAACACGUCACAGAUUAUACAUUGGAACUGAAAAACAAAAGCAGAAGUUUUCAAAAUGGCCAAUGCACCGGGCAGUAAACUGCAUCUAGAAUCUCUGGACAGAAUCGUUAGCAUUCCAUUGGUCGAGACCAGUUUCAAACGCAUCGAAAAUAUCUACGGUAAAGUCAAACAAAAUAAUCGACUUUUUAAUUGGUAUUUUGAAACUGCCGAGAUGACCAUCAGUGCCGCCUACGAAUCAGUACAGCCUGCAGUCAAACUUUUCGAAGCGCCUCUAAAGCAUCUGGAUGGCGUUAUGUGCAAAAGUUUAGACUUGUUGGAGCAGCGUAUACCAUUGGUCUAUCUGCCACCCGAAAUGAUGUAUUGGAACACAAAGGAGUACAUGUCCGAUCAUUUGGUGCGACCGGUGCUCAAGCGUGCCGACUCUGUUAAACAUAUCGGUAACACCGUCUUGGAAAGUCAACUGACCGCUUAUGCCGCACAAAGACUGGAUGAAGCCUUUACAGUUGGCGACAAAUUCGUGGAUAAAUAUUUGACACCCAUACCAGGCGAUCAAACGGACGCUCCCAUUGAUGAUGAUAAUAUUUCUGGUGCAGAGAAUGAGCAGGGCGCCAUAAAAGCAAUUCAUCACGGUCGGCGAUUCUCGCGCAAGCUUAAACGACGCUUAACCCAGCGCACCCUGGCCGAGGCGCGAGCUUUGAAAAAGCAAAGUAGAGAAGCCAUUAACAUACUCAUCUAUGCGGCAGAGUUGAUUGCCACUGACCCGAAGUUGGCGCUACAAAAAUCCAAAGAACUAUGGGACUAUCUCAGCGAAGAUGAGCCGGAGAAUCAAGCGCGGCCAGUUAGUUUGGAGCAGUUAAUUGUUCUCUUGACUCGCGAGUCAGCACGCCGCCUGGUACAUUUGGUCAAUUUUAGCGCAAAUAUCGCGGCAAACAUACCAAAAACUAUGUCUCACACUACCACUGAAGUCGUCCAUCUCAUAAUCUACUUUAAUAAUCGCCUUAUUAGCAUUACAAAAUUGGAUAAGGUUAAGAAUAUGUCCAAAGAAGAAGCUGAAUCUCUAAUUAAACGUGCCCUGGCAUUCUAUAGCAGUCUUCAAACCAUCAGUAAUACCUACUUGGAACGUUUGGCUACCUUUCUCUCUGGACGCAUAGAAGCGGAAAAAGUUACUGUUCCCGCCAUUUCAACCACAAUGUCAUCAUCAUCCAAUGCAAGACGACGAAUUGAAACGCAGGACAAUAAUGUUCCUGCUCCACAUAUAAAUGGCGUUUACUGAGAACUAGAAUUUUUUGCUUUUGUCGUAUUUUUAUUUCUAAUCAUCGAGUUUUAUUUUUACUCUCAUAUUCGUACUAAUACAUAGUUAAGUU
Messenger RNA from Rhagoletis zephyria (snowberry fruit fly), 1525 nucleotides. RefSeq names its product lipid storage droplet-1 (gene Lsd-1). NCBI's taxonomy places the organism in Eukaryota, Metazoa, Arthropoda, Insecta, Diptera, Tephritidae. Gene Ontology annotation, cellular component: lipid droplet; cytosol. The record is from RefSeq and is a predicted model, not a curated record. Gene Ontology annotation, biological process: positive regulation of triglyceride storage; lipid storage.